UCUUGGGGUGUAAGUGGUGAGGGCAUUUCUUGGGGUGUAAGUGGUAGGGGCAUUGCUCGGGGUGUAAGUCUUGAGUAUAACACUUGUUGGCCACACUGUCCAUGUCCCUAAUUGUCUGAGGUGUGUAACUGUUCCUGAUGACAUGUCCUUAAUCUCGGCGCCUGGUGUUGUGCCGCACUGCUUCCCCUACCACACCACACCAUGGUCAGACCACCUCCGUUAGCUUGUCCGCCUUCUGUAAAUACACCUUUGCUUUCCUGUCCUCGGCGCUGUGAAUGUGGUGGUGAUGGUGGUGCCGUGGUGCAGCCCGAGCCAGAGGACGCGUGGGGGGACUGGGUCACUUUCUCGCCCUCACAGAUCACCGCCCACGACGACGCCUUGUUCAGGGUGUUCGCCAGAGAUGCGGACGUGGGCAUGAACGGUGACCUGGACUACAGCAUCAGGACCGGCAAGGGCAAGAAGGGCCGCUUCAAGAUCCACCCGAAGACUGGCCAAGUGUACAGCAACAAGGCCUUUCCCCCGAGCAAGACCUUCGAUUUGAUGAUCCAGGUGAAGGACAACGGGGCGCCGCAGCUGACGGCCACCACGCGGGUCCUCGUGCGUGUGAUGGACGUGCCCGAGGAGUCUCCCAACCCGCCGGUCCUGCAGCCGCCGCCCCCCGCCCACGUGAUGGAGACGGACGCCGGGCCACCUGAGGGUGACGAGAGCGGCCGGUUCAGCAUGGGCGUGGACUCUGGCCUGGUGAGCUUGGCCCGCCGCCUGGACCACGAGGAGCAGCACCACUACGCCCUCACCGUCACGGCCACAGACGGCGUCCACACCGCCGCCACCAAGACAGCCAGUCCGCAAGCCAAUACCAGGACCUACGAGGGUGCCGUGAGCGAGGACGUGGCGCCGGGGUCCACCGUGGUCACCCUGCAGUGCCGAGACAGGGACCAGUCACCCACGGCGUCCUCCGCGGUGUACUUCACGCUGCACCACGCCCAGGCCUUGGCGUCCCAGGGCCUCUUCACCGUGGACUCGUUCACUGGUGACCUCAUCGUGGCCGAGCCCCUGGACAGGGAGGUGUCCAGCGUCCACGAGCUGACCGUGAGCUGCAGGGACCGCGGCCGACAGGAGAACGCAGACUUUGCCCGCGUGUCCGUGACGGUGGAGGACGACAACGACCACGAGCCCGUCUUCCUGGAGCCCAUGAUCAUCGCCAAGGUGAGCGUGGGGGCCGCGGCGGGCACGGCGGUGGUGCGGGUGAUGGCGCUGGACCACGACAAGGGCGACAACGGCAGGAUAUCCUACUCCAUCUUCGAGGGUAAUGCUGGAGGAAUCUUCAACAUUGACACUGCCCUCGGCGUGAUCAGCCUCACCCGAACCCUGGCCGACGCCCAGCCCCCGGAGUACCUGCUGCUGGUGCGGGCCACGGACCACGCCGCGCAGGCCCGCGCCGCCUCGGUGCCGGUCCGGGUCAUGGUGACCGCCUCGCAGAGCUCGCCGCCCUCCUGGCAGGGCAAUAAGCCGCACGUGGAGGAGGUCGGGGAGUGGGUGGCGGUGGGCACGGCCCUGGCGCGCGUCACGGCGUCCUCACCGUCGGCCCUCCACUACUCGCUGACGGGCGGGAAUGAACACAGCGCCUUCGUCAUCAGCCCCGCCUCGGGGGUGGUCAGCGUGGCCACGCCCCUGGACUACGAAACCACCUCCUGGUACAACCUGGUGACUCCCUGCCCCGCCUGGUACGCGAGGAAAACACUCAACAAAUGUUCAUUACAAGGAGGAUAUUCUUUUCAGGGGGAGAAAUCACAGGUACUCAGCGAUCUAGAUCCAGACAGAGUAGUUUGGCCCAGAGAAAUGUGUAUAGGCCUAGACGUCAAGCCAUUACCAAAAAAAGGCAAUUCAUAGUCUGUGAAUCUAGAAUAUCUAGUCUAGGGAAACUUGACUUCUCUUUUCACCACUAAUGUCGAUAUUAUCUGAAGCAUUUCUGCCACUCCUUAUAAACACAGCCUCAGAUAAGAUAUUACCCACAUGCUGUCCUGAUCUUCAAUCAACCGUCACUUCAGCGACUUCGGUAAAGAGCGCUACAGGCAGCACAUAAAGUGGGUUUCAGCACUGGUGUUCUGCCAUGGUGACGCGCCCCC
This is a messenger RNA of Eriocheir sinensis (Chinese mitten crab), 2126 nucleotides long. RefSeq names its product fat-like cadherin-related tumor suppressor homolog. NCBI's taxonomy places the organism in Eukaryota, Metazoa, Arthropoda, Malacostraca, Decapoda, Varunidae. The transcript has 9 exons. The coding region runs from base 202 to 1890 and encodes 562 amino acids. The record is from RefSeq and is a predicted model, not a curated record. Gene Ontology annotation, molecular function: calcium ion binding. Gene Ontology annotation, cellular component: plasma membrane. Gene Ontology annotation, biological process: homophilic cell-cell adhesion.